AUAUUUUCUGCUAAUGUAUGCUCGUCCCAGAACCAUAACCUUUUUCGCAUCCCUUCUAGAUAAAUGCUCAUCCACCAAAUCCCUCCAAAAACUCAAACAAAUUCAUGCCAAAACCAUUCUGCUUAAUAUUUCAAGCCACUCCUUCCUCCGAACCAAGCUCGUCUCGGCCUACGCUUCAUGUUCCCAAAUGCGCGAAGCUCAUAUCCUCUUCUUCUUCACUUCUCGACAACCCACUUUCCUAUACAACUCCAUUAUCCGAGCCCACUCUUCUCUUAACCAAUCCUCUCAAUCCCUCGCCGUUUUUCACCACAUGAUCAGUGCCCAAAAGCCCUUUGACAUUUUCACCUUGCCUCCCGUUCUCAAGUCUUGCGGCCAGUUAUCUGAUUUAACCCUUGGAAGAGAACUCCACGGGGCUGUUCUGGUCAAUGGGUAUUCGUCCAAUUUGGCAAAUAACAAUUCUUUGAUUAGCAUGUAUGGAAAAUGUGGUGAAUUGGAUUGUGCAAUGAAACUGUUUGAUGAAAUGCCUGUGAGAAGUUAUGUAUCGUAUUCAGCGUUGAUGGUUGGGUAUGAGAAGCUUGGGAUGGCGAUGGAAGUAUUUAUUUUGUUUGAUAAAAUGGUGGAAAUGGGGAUGGUGGUUGAUGAGGUGACGUUGACUACAGUUUUGACCACAUGUAGUCGUGAGGGAAUGGUGGAAAAGGGGAAAGAGGUUUUCGAAAAGAUGGAGGAAAGUUUCGGGGUGAAGCCUAAAUUGGAGCAUUAUACGUGUAUGGUGGAUAUGUUGGGGAAGGCGGGAUUGGUGGAGGAAGCUGAGGAAUUGGUGAUGGGGAUGGAGUUGGAGACCGAUAUGGCUUUGUGGAAUGCUUUGUUGACAGCUUGUAGGGUUCAUGGGAAAGUGGAGGUGGCCGGAAGGGUGGAGAGAAGACUUGUGGGACGAAGUUGAAUUUCGCUUCUUUGAAUUGCUUUCUUCAUUGUAUUGGAUGCUAUUUCUAUUGCUGCUAUUAAAACUGCGCCG
Molecule: messenger RNA, 1012 nt
Organism: Hibiscus syriacus
Lineage: Eukaryota; Viridiplantae; Streptophyta; Magnoliopsida; Malvales; Malvaceae
Product: putative pentatricopeptide repeat-containing protein At1g68930
Exons: 1
Coding region: 14-940 (308 amino acids)
Biological process (GO): RNA modification
Molecular function (GO): RNA binding; protein binding
Source: RefSeq, a predicted model, not a curated record